This is a messenger RNA of Trematosphaeria pertusa, 660 nucleotides long. RefSeq lists its product as uncharacterized. The transcript is spliced from 2 exons. NCBI's taxonomy places the organism in Eukaryota, Fungi, Ascomycota, Dothideomycetes, Pleosporales, Trematosphaeriaceae. The record is from RefSeq and is a predicted model, not a curated record. The coding region runs from base 1 to 474 and encodes 157 amino acids.
AUGCCUCCAUCCAGCGAGAAACCGAAGACCCCACUACCCAAGCCCGCGCCCACCAACCUCCAAGCAUCCCUCGCGCAAGCCCAACUCUGCCACCACCUCUCGACCCAAAUCAUCACAACAGCAUGCGCACUCUACGCCGUACCGUCCGCGCGCUCCGACCUCGCCAUCCUCUUCAGCAACACGCUUACCGGAACCGUCAUCGCGCAGGUCGUGCUGCAGCAUGCCGAAGGCACGCGCGUCCUACUAGAAGAAGAGGGUGGGAAACUGGGCAGUGAUAAUGCGAGGAUAGAGGCAUUGCAGAAUUUGUUGGAUGCUGUGGAGGGGCUGUGGAGUUUGCUGUGUACGGAGGCGAGGGGGAAGAUGGAUGGUGAUAAGGAGAAGACGAAGGGGAAGGGGAAGAAGGGAGAGGCGGAGAGGAGAAAUUAUUUUGUUGAGCCCGCGUUGAAGGCUGAGAGGGUUAAGGGGAAGAAGUAAGGCGUGAGGGGGAGUGUAGUUGUAGUCUUGGUUAGCAUAUCAAGUUGUAUCUGAAUGGAGCGGUUGAUCUGCUUUUCUCGUUUUGAUGUAAAUUAAUGUUAGGCUGUGGUUGCGUUCUGGGGGGUGAGCUGAUAGCUACCUUUUGAAAAAAAAUUGCCAAAAGAAAAGCGGGCUGACAAAAAGAAA